ACAAGAUUUAUCAACAAAAUAGAAAAGUGUUUUGUUUUUCCCGGAAGCUAGAUUCAAUGCGGAACACUUUUAUCGUCAGCAACGUGUACAAUCUGAACAGGUACUGAAAAUGCCGGGAUGAUCCAUAUGCUCGUCUGUCGGCUCGUGCACUGACAUUCAGAAUGGAGGAGCUGAAUUAUGUAGAGACGUUGAAGUUUAUCGUCGUGUGUUUGAUGUGGUACAUUUGUAGUGCGGGUGGAAACAUUAUCGGUAAGCUGGUUCUGAACCAGUUCCCGUUCCCUAUGACUGUCACCAUGACCCAGCUUGUAUCCAUCUCCGUGUACAUGGAGCCCAUUUUCUGGUUUCUACAGACACCGAACACAGGGAACAUUCCACGGAGUUAUUACUUCAAACUCAUCCUUCCCUUGGCGUUUGGGAAAUUUUUUUCAUCAGUGUCUUCUCAUAUCAGCAUGUGGAAAUCAACAGUGUCUUAUGCUCACACAGUAAAAGCCACACUUCCACUGUUUACCGUUGUUCUGUCACGGGUGUUGUUGGGAGAAACUCAAACACUCUAUGUAUACCUGUCCAUUGUGCCUAUCAUUCUGGGAGUUGUCAUAGCAACCCUCACAGAGAUCUCGUUUGAAAUGUUGGCAUUGUGUAGUGCUUUAGUUGCAACAUUAGGGUUUUCCUUACAGUCCAUUUUCUCUAAAAAGUGCCUGAAGGACACAGGAAUCAAUCACCUGCGACUCCUUGUAUUACUGAGUCGGAUUGCCACCGUCCUCUUCCUUCCUGUCUGGUUUCUCUAUGACUGCCGGAACAUCGCAAACAGCGAUGUCUUUGAGAAUACAGAUGUGAUGAAGUCUUUCCUAUUACUGGUGUUGGAUGGUAUUUUCUACAUGAUGCACAAUGUGUUUGCGUUCACUGUGAUAGCCAUGGUGGCCCCCCUCAGUUACUCGGUGGCGAACGCCAUGAAGCGGGUGGUGAUUAUCGGUGCCUCCCUUUUCCUCCUAAAGAACCCUGUCACCACCAUGAACGUAGCAGGCAUGCUCGUCGCUUGCUUCGGGGUUCUGUGUUACAACAAGGCCAAAUAUGAUCAAAAUAAAGCGCGUCGUCGGGCGGAGACGUUGCCGUACGUACACAGUGAGACAAACCUCCAGGCACACCUCAACCCCAAGGGACUGCCCCACUCCAAGACAGAGGUCAACCUGUUAAACAGGAACGGGAUGAUCCACCCCGAGGACCAUAUCCUACUGCAGAACAACGUGGCCCUCAGGAGGGAGACAAUUGACUUCAGGGAGAUGGUGCAGAGGCAAGAGACACCUUAUGAUGAGACCAUUGAGAUGGUCAGUGGAAGUAUGAGAGAAGGAUUCAGACUGGAGGGAUCAGACAUUGACGGCAUGUACUGGCUAAACACCCACCGAGUUAUCAUGGCCAUGUCUCAGUCUGAGUAUUACAACACAGCCAUUACAACCUUGAUUCUCUCUGACAGUUCUGAGAGCCCACCAGGAUUCACUUUACUUCAGUUACUGACACCAACAAGAUAUAGAGAAGUCCAAUCAGCAUGUGUCAUAAUGAAUGACAGAGUCUAUAUAUCUAGUUCUAUAUACAGACAGUUAACUUGUUCAGCAGUUUUUUCCAAUUCUACAGUACAUGGCCCCUGUGGUAGUGGAAAUUUAGCAGGGAGACUAGAAUAUGACACUGCUUUCUGUUUUGUUUGUGACUUUUGGCCUCCGUCUGCCUCUUCUUGGAUAGACAGAUGUCACUCAUGGCCUGAUUCUGAAGUUGUUGAUGACAUUGUCAGAAAUGGAUGUCACUUUGUAGCAAUAGGACACCCAUUAGGACCCCAUGAAAACAAAGAAUGGAGAAUUUCUUUUUCUAGGGCAGAAUAUAAAUUUGUGUGUGCAAUGAACCACAGUCAGUUUUUGACUUAUGGAUUGUUAAAGCUGUUUUUAAAAGAAAUUGUCAAUCAACAUUUAAACGAAAACAACAAACUGCUGUGUUCUUAUCACAUGAAGACAUGUAUUUUUUGGGUAAUUCAACAAAAUACACUACCACACUGGUGUCCACAAAAUCUCCUGGUCGGUUUCUGGGUCUGCUUUAAACUCCUCCUUAAAUGGGUGUAUGAGGGGAUAUGUCCCAACUUUUUCAUCCCACAAAAUAACCUGUUUCUGACAAAAGUCCAUGGCUCAGCACAAAAUAGAUUGUUCCUACAGUUACAUGAAUUGUACAAGAAAGGUCUGGCCUGUCUGUUACAGAGUUCCUCUAUCAGGUCCUACAUCAUUGAUGUCCUGUAUAAUCCAAGACUUUUUGUUUGUACAGAUGAAAUUUUGAUUAAAUCUGAAGUUGACUAUGAUAAAGAGCUUUACUCUGAGAUAGAACUUAAUGCUACUAUAUCCAAAGAAGUAAAUCUCCACAGCAUUGUGAAAUACCUAUAUAUAGUAGAACAGUUGGUAGAUUCGCCCCUGACACAGUAUCAAGUUGUCAUGUUACAGAGACUUACAACCUUGAACCUUCAGCACACUCCUUUUAUUUUACACAAGAUGUACACUAUCACAGGUGUCAACAAACAUGUGUAUAUUGCAGACAAAAUGUCCUGUUACAUUCUGAAAUUAUCGACCAAGUUUGGGUUUAUAUCUGAUAUGUUGUACAUUGCAAUGUAUUAUUACAAGACACUCAGAUACAGGGAAGCUUUAUCUAUCAUAGAGAUGACAAAGGUCAAGUUAGCACAGCCUUAUCUGAUGUAUAUGAGUCGUGUAGACACAGAUAGGUAUACUGAGGCUGUAGGGGGACAGUCCUGGUCUACAAAAAUGAGACAGACUGUAGCAUGGGAUAUAAAACUUUUCAGCAGAAUCUGUUAUAUCAGUGAACUAAUACCAGAACAACAGUCUGCUCUACAACAAAGAAAGCCUACAUUUUAUAUUCCCGUGUUUGUAAUGUUACACUUCCUAGAGUUCUUGUGUUGCAGACACAUUGAUACAACAUUAUCACAAGCAGCUCUAGAUGAGCUACAGGUCGUAGUCCACCAUGAUCAAGGACUGUUUGUACAUGAUCUAUCCAGAAACAUCUCCUGGGAGAUCCUGGGGAUCUGUCAACAGAUCACAGGGAACCUCCAGGCUGCUCUAUACUCAUACCAACAGUCACUUACCACACAGAAUCCAUACCUCAAUAUACAAACAGCUACACUGAGGAGAAUACAGGAUGUGGUUCAGUCAACACAUCACCAGUAAUGAACAUAUUAAGAUCAUAUCAUAUCAUAAAUAUAUAUUGUUAAGGCUGAAAGUCGGAGAUUCACUUUAUACAUGUAUUUACUUUUUCAAUGCUUAUGUUUUUAGAGCAAAUUAUUGGAAACAGUGCUUGAAACAAGCAUGCAUCCCGCAGCAUUGACUAUUUACAUGGCAUUGCAUUACGAAAUUGCACAUUAAUACAUGUAUAUAUCAAAUACUAUGAGUUUAUUAUUCUGUUGUGGUGUGGUACAAGUGUGAAUAUUGUUAUUCUUUCUUGGUUUUUGGCUCUUUAACAAGUAAUAAAAAUGCUGACCUUUUGCACAUGAAAUAUGAUAAUUAGAGAAUGGAAAAUUCAGAUACUUUUACAAUCACUGCAUACGCAGCACAUGAAUGAGGAAUUUUGUGCUGUUAAUUGUUUAAAUAUUUAUUUUGAUUUGAUGUAAAUUGAUGUACAUUAUCCUAAGUGUGUUUUCCAUUUUUAGACUUUACCAAUGGA
Magallana angulata is the source of this 3699-nucleotide messenger RNA. RefSeq names its product solute carrier family 35 member E1 homolog. Gene Ontology annotation, molecular function: antiporter activity. Gene Ontology annotation, cellular component: Golgi apparatus. The transcript has 7 exons. NCBI's taxonomy places the organism in Eukaryota, Metazoa, Mollusca, Bivalvia, Ostreida, Ostreidae. The record is from RefSeq and is a predicted model, not a curated record. The coding region runs from base 162 to 3206 and encodes 1014 amino acids.